Molecule: messenger RNA, 1626 nt
Organism: Zygotorulaspora mrakii
Lineage: Eukaryota; Fungi; Ascomycota; Saccharomycetes; Saccharomycetales; Saccharomycetaceae
Gene: TPH3
Product: Tph3p
Exons: 1
Coding region: 1-1626 (541 amino acids)
Source: RefSeq, a predicted model, not a curated record
AUGGGUAUACUUAGUACUAUAAGGACCUCGGUUUCUUCUCCACAUCAAAUACCGAUAUUCAGGCAAAAAGAAUCGGUGAAUGAUUUUCUGAGCUUGGAUGCGACUUCAGAGUCAUUAAUGCCUUCUUACGUCGUAAACAGCAUUCCAGAAGAUACGUUAACCGUAACAAAUCCGUUGAUGGUGCUUCUGCAGGCCCAAUCUAACAAAAGAUACUACGAAUGGAAUUUCAAUGCUGCUUCUGAUGUAGUGUGGCAUGUUUCCUCCAAGGAAACCUUGGAAACAUAUGUCGUUGUGGAAAGGUUAAUAUUGGUAGGCGCUGAAUUGAUCAUAGAAGGCAACGAUUUUGGAAUGUACAGGGUUGGUCUCGUAGAUGAGUUUGAUAGCAUUGGUACAUCUGUAGUCCAGACGGAGGGCCAAACAUUGAGUGUAAAUGACGGUGCUCUGUCUUUGGCGUGUACUAGUCGGGAUUGGGUAAAAGUACUGGAGAAACUCUGUUUGUUAUCUAUUUUUGAACAUUACAGCAUUUAUAAGUCUUUAUCUGGGGCGAUUAUUUCUAGCUACGGAUUAAAAAUGUCAGACAUGCAUGUGAUAUUGGAUUCCUCUUUUAAUUUUAAAGAUUGGUGUGAGAUUUAUUUGGAGGGUGAAGGCUGGGUCAAAGUCUGGUGCCAUAUUGAUAAAGUCUCAAAAAAUUCCACCUCGAAUGAUAAUAGGAGUGGCCAUUGUCAAAUAAAAUUCUAUAAAAAUGAAAAGUCGAAAUCAUCAAGAAAUUUGUUGUGUUUUAUUCCAGAUUGUGCUUACGUUCAGGAUAUCUUUUUCUACAAAGAUUGUCAAAAGGAGAAUUCCUACGCCACAAAGUCGUCUGCUUUGGAUUUUCUGAAGAGCAUAAAUACACUGAAGGUCAUUGGCGAUGUAUCAUUUCCGUCAGAAGGCUACUCACGCAAGCAUAGGUCAUCAUCGAUCUCUAAUAUGUCCUUUUUUUCUAAAGGGGAGAAUAGAACGAGAUCCAGCUCUUCGAGCUCCAUCAACAGUUCCACGAGUCCUAAUCAAAGUCCAGUAAGAAGCUCGGCUCGCUCACCACAGCUCAGGAUGUUCUCGCCAUCAAAAAGGCAUCAGAGAACUUCUUCUCAAAUAAGUGUAGAUUCCGUUUACUCCACUCACAAAGAUUUGGAUAACUGCACUAUCAGCUCUAAAGGCUUGCUCAUCAGACCCAUAUCACACAACGGUGUCAUUCAUCUUCAAACGAUGAUUCGGUUUGCCAUUCCCAUGAUGGAUUGCGUCAGGAAGUACGGUCGUCCAAAGCGUUUCAAAACGGAUAGAACUGAUCCAGACUCGCUAAUGUUUGGUCAACCAAAACUACCCAGCAUAGACUAUUUUGCCGCCGAGGAGUUACAGGUACUUUUGCAUCCAGAGACUAACAUAGAAUGUACAACCCCAAGUGAGAGUUCAGCUGUUGCAUUGAAUUGGUUAUCUGAUAGUCUUGCGAAAAGGAUGUUGGAAAACCAUACAAGAUCUGACAAUCUGACGUACAGAACUCUUGCGGAUGUGCGUCGGCAAAACAGUGAGCGCUGCUCUCUUGACCAAAUGAAGUCUGAAUCUGUUACCACAAAUAGUUCGCCAAUUGUAUAA